AUGGCGGCCGCCGACGGGGUCGGGGAGGCCUCGCAAGGCGGGGAGCCCGGUCAGCCGGAGCCGCCGCCGCCGCCCCAGCCGCAUCCUCCUCCGCCGCCUCCCCAGCCGCCGCAGGAAGAGGCGGCGGCGGCGUCCCCUAUGGACGACGGGUUCCUGAGCCUGGACUCGCCCACCUAUGUCCUGUACAGGGACAGAGCAGAAUGGGCUGAUAUAGAUCCAGUGCCACAGAAUGAUGGCCCCAAUCCAGUGGUCCAGAUCAUUUAUAGUGAGAAAUUUCAGGACGUCUAUGAUUAUUUCCGGGCUGUCCUGCAGCGUGACGAGAGAAGUGAGCGGGCUUUUAAAUUAACCAGAGAUGCUAUUGAGUUAAAUGCAGCCAAUUACACAGUAUGGCAUUUCCGGAGAGUUCUCUUAAAGUCCCUUCAGAAGGAUCUACAUGAGGAAAUGAACUACAUCUCAGCAAUAAUUGAGGAGCAGCCCAAAAACUAUCAAGUCUGGCAUCAUAGGCGAGUGCUGGUGGAAUGGCUGAGAGACCCAUCACAGGAACUUGAGUUUAUUGCGGAUAUUCUUACUCAGGAUGCAAAGAAUUACCAUGCCUGGCAACACCGACAGUGGGUUAUUCAGGAAUUUAAACUUUGGGAUAAUGAGCUGCAGUAUGUAGACCAACUUCUCAAAGAGGAUGUGAGAAAUAACUCUGUCUGGAACCAAAGAUAUUUUGUAAUUUCUAACACUACGGGCUACAAUGAUCGUGCUAUAUUGGAGAGAGAAGUCCAGUACACUCUGGAAAUGAUCAAGCUAGUCCCACAUAAUGAAAGUGCGUGGAAUUAUUUGAAAGGGAUUUUGCAGGAUCGUGGUCUUUCCAAAUAUCCCAAUCUGUUAAAUCAAUUACUUGACUUACAGCCAAGUCACAGCUCUCCCUACCUAAUUGCCUUUCUCGUGGAUAUCUAUGAAGACAUGCUAGAAAACCAAUGUGACAACAAGGAGGACAUUCUUAAUAAAGCAUUAGAGUUAUGUGAAAUCCUAGCUAAAGAAAAGGACACUAUAAGAAAGGAAUAUUGGAGAUACAUUGGAAGAUCCCUUCAAAGCAAACACAGCACAGAAAGUGACCCACCUACAAACGUACAGCAAUAA
Messenger RNA from Rangifer tarandus platyrhynchus (Svalbard reindeer), 1128 nucleotides. The record is from the annotation of a GenBank genome assembly. NCBI's taxonomy places the organism in Eukaryota, Metazoa, Chordata, Mammalia, Artiodactyla, Cervidae.